Messenger RNA from Aureococcus anophagefferens, 683 nucleotides. RefSeq lists its product as hypothetical. The record is from RefSeq and is a predicted model, not a curated record. The transcript has a single exon. Gene Ontology annotation, molecular function: protein binding. The coding region runs from base 42 to 683 and encodes 213 amino acids. NCBI's taxonomy places the organism in Eukaryota, Pelagophyceae, Pelagomonadales, Pelagomonadaceae.
CCCUCCUGCGCUGCCCGCCCUGCCCGCCGCGCGCGACCAUAAUGGAGCUCUCGGAGACGCUGCCGAAGGACUACGAAGAGCGCAUGGUGUCCGCGUCCGUCGACUGCGCCGGCGGCAAGGGCGACGGCGACGCCUGCCACGCCGUCGGCGAGUUCUUUAGCGUCAUCCGCAAGGACUACGCCGCGGCGCGCGAGACCUACGGCAAGAACUGCGAGGCGCGCAAGCACGGCGCGUCCUGCUUCGCGCUGGGGCGCCUGCUCCUCGGCGGCCGCGGCGGCGCCGCGGACGAGGCGCGCGGCGAGCGCGCGUUCGCGGCCGGCUGCGACCGCGGCCACGCGCCCGCGUGCCACCACCUCGGCGUCCUCGCCUUCAAGCGCAAGGACGACGCGGCGGCCCUGGCCCACCUCGAGAAGGCCUGCGACGGCGGCGACGCCGCGAGCUGCUACGUCCUCGGCGGCUACUUCCUCCGGCCGGGCGCGGCGAAGCAACCGGCCAAGGCCCGCGAGUUCCUCGAGAUCGCCUGCGACGACGGCCACGCGCCGGCCUGCCACAACCUCGCCGUGAUGAUGAAGAACGGCGACGUCGGCGUCCCGCGCGACGCGAAGCUCUUCGACAAGUACGCGGCGCGCACGCGGGAGCUCGUCGCCGCGGCCGGCGCCGCGCGCGGCGUCCGCGUGGCGUAA